Osmerus eperlanus (European smelt) is the source of this 2182-nucleotide messenger RNA. It is a transcript of the gene tmem265, whose product is annotated as transmembrane protein 265. The transcript is spliced from 2 exons. Lineage: Eukaryota; Metazoa; Chordata; Actinopteri; Osmeriformes; Osmeridae. The coding region runs from base 668 to 1762 and encodes 364 amino acids. The record is from RefSeq and is a predicted model, not a curated record.
AGGGGGAGAGUCGAAGGCACGUAACCUGCCUACAAAUGAACACCGCAAUCAUAAAGUCGCGACUUUCUUCGUAAUCCAACACUCGUCGUACCGUAACGUUUGUAAAGAGCUUCUGUUUUCCAGACGACUCGUCUUCUUGUCAGGAUAUUGCGGGUUUUUCCUUAAUGAUUCCGCGUCAAGCAUCAGUCCACUUCUGACCGACUUCGACACCUCACAGCGAGAGACCAGCCAACAAGCGCCGCACGGCUCCAUCCCGAGUCAUUGGAUCUCCGGCUUACAGACAGAGCGAGGUGUUAAAUACAAGACGGACAUAGCAGCAGAUGGCACAUGCUCCGUAUACGAUCCUGUAACAAGGGCUCGAGCUUCACUGACAGAUCCAGUGGAUAUGAAAAAAAGCUACCUUGUGUAGAUCUGAACUUGCUUUAUUCAGUUAAACUCGAAUGUGGCGAAGGCUUGACUUCUUAUAAGAUUGGUAAUAAACAAAUUAUGACUUUAGACGGAAGUAGUAUAGGGAAAACAUAACUAAAUUCAAAGCAUUAAAGAUAUAUAUAAUUACAUACAGUGUCUCUGGACUUCGAUGAAAAUCUGAGCGCUUGACUUCGACUUGAAUACGUGGUUUUCAACCAAGCCAAGAGGAGCAGGAAGAGCAAGAACGCAUGCUUUGGGCAUGGUGCCCACGCCCCAGGUGUGCGUAUCAACCCUGGUCACGGUCAGCACCAUGGCAGUGGUCGACCUCUACCUACUGGAGCAGAGCAUGCUGGGAGCUCGUGGUGGUGUUCCGGGACCCGGCAUCUGGCAGUGUGUUGCUGUGUUGCUAGGCGACCUGUGCUUCCUUCUGGCACUGCGUUUCGUGUCGGCGGGCGUAGUGUCAGAGGCACAAUCCCCUCGCCGCGGCUUUGCCAACGCUCUCUGGUUCCUCUUCCUGUCCCUGCUGCAGCUCAAGCUCUUCUUCGUGUGUCAGAACUACCGGCAGGAACGCCGUCCACCUGACCCGCUGGCCAGGAAGACUCUGACACUGCUGCUGUCCGUCUGCCUGCCCUCGCUCUUCCUCAUCCUGACGGGGGCCGACAACAUGACACCGCUGCGCAGGAAGCAGGAGGUGCGUGGGCGGCUGCUCUGGGUGGUGGUGGACCUGCUAGAUGUGCUGGACCUGCAGGCAGGCCUGUGGGAGGCCCACGUUGGGGCUGGAGGGCCUGGGGCAGGUGGAGGGCUUGGGGCAGGUGAGCUGGGCCUACCCCUGUGGGCUGAGGGUUUGGUGUUCUUCUACUGCUACGCCCUGCUGCUGCUGCUGCCCUGCGUGGCCCUCACAGAGCUGGGGGCAGCUGCCCUGCCUGGCCAGAGGGGGCCCCGCAAGGAAGCUCUGUACCCCUGGCUCAGCCUGGUCACCAUCAAUGUGUUCACGCUGGGCCUGAGGGGCACGGGCAUGCUGUGGUACAGGGACCCACGCGUCUCCACCGUCUUCCUGGGGAAGAACCUGCUGGCCCUGGCUGUGAAACUCACCUCUGCCUGGGAGAGGCGCAAGCUAGACCGUGGGGGUGCUCGAGGGCCAGGGGCCAGGGCUGGGACAGAGGCAGGGGACACAACCCUGCCAAGCCAGAACUCAGAGCAGCAGGGAGAGGCCCAGGCCCAGGGGAAGACUUCCUCCGGGCCUCCCUCCCGCUACCACACACUGUCACGCUCCCACAGCCACGCCCACUCCACCGUCAGCCUGGACCAUACAGAUGCCCCACUGGGCCCCUCCUUCAUCUCUCAUGAACUCUAGACUCUUCAGCAGUAAAAGCUACUACCGACUCUUGGACGGACACACACACAUUAACACAAUACACACAUCACUUGCUGUUUGGAAAAGCCAGCGCAGUAGCUCAUCGUAUUUAACUUGGAUCACUUUGGUUAAAGGGAUGAUUUAUCCAGCCAGGGGGGUGCUGGCAAACCUUAGGCUUUUGGUAUCUGAGGGGGAGGUGGAGAGCGAGGGGGGGAGGGCCUAGGGGUAGAUGUACAGUCAAGUGCCUUCCUUUGCAAGGAGCUCCUAUUCUCAGCACUGGCGUUGGUACACUAUCUUGUGUGCCACGAGGGAUUUGAGCAUAUGCUGUAUGUAUACCAUUACGCUACUCCACAGCUGCUGUCGGUGUCGGCUGCACUUCCAGAACAGCCUCCAACAAACUGUAAUAAAACGUUUCACACU